AUGUACGCUCUGGGAUACGAGAAGAAGGAAAACUCGCGUCGUCGUUGCCACAAAAUCUUGAGGUCUAUGGAAAUGAAGCCGAUAUUUGUAGAUGAUUAUGAAAUCUGUGGGAAACGUCAUGAGUAUCAAAUCUACAAUUUUAAGUCUGAUUCAUGGAAUGAUAUUGAUGUGACUCCCAACAGGGACAUAAGGUUUUAUGGACAUGACGUGUCUCUCAAGGGAAAUACUUAUUGGCUUGUUCGAAGGGCUAUUAACUGGGAGCCACUAAGAUUCGGAAGACAAGAAAGAUGCGCAGGACGAGUAAGACUCGGAGCACAAGAAAGAUUUGGAGGUCAAGAAAGAUGCGUAAGAUUCGGAGGACAAGCAAGAUACGGAAGAGUUCAAGAACAAGUAAGAACUAUCCCUGAGAUCUUUUUACUCUGUUUUGAUUUUACAACUGAGAUAUUUGGACCACGUCUACGUCUACCGUUUAAAUCUCGCUUUGGCGAUAGCGUGACUCUAUCUAGUGCUAGAGAAGAGCAACUUUCAGUGUUAUGUCAGCGGUAUGAUACAUUACAGAUGGAGAUAUGGAUUAGUAGCAAAAUUGAGCCCGAAGCGGUGUUGUGGAACAAGUUGUUAGUAGCAGUGAAUAUGAAAACACUUCUUACUUUCCCAUUUAAACAUGGGAAUUUUUUUGUUGACGUGAGGAAGAAAGUCGUCGUAGUUUUUGCUAAAGACAGAAAGAAGCCGAGGCGCUGCGUUGCUUAUGUCAUUGGAGAGGAUGGAUAUUUAAAAAAAGUGGAUCUUGGAGAAUCUAGUGACGAACAUGGUGACCCAGUACUUGUGUGCCCUUAUGUUCCAAGCUCAGUACAAAUCAAGCAGGCUACACCACGAGGCAACCAUAUUGAUUAG
Arabidopsis lyrata subsp. lyrata is the source of this 891-nucleotide messenger RNA. RefSeq names its product putative F-box/kelch-repeat protein At3g16880. Bases 1 to 891 code for a protein of 296 amino acids. The record is from RefSeq and is a predicted model, not a curated record. NCBI's taxonomy places the organism in Eukaryota, Viridiplantae, Streptophyta, Magnoliopsida, Brassicales, Brassicaceae. The transcript has a single exon.